Acanthoscelides obtectus is the source of this 413-nucleotide messenger RNA. The record is from the annotation of a GenBank genome assembly. NCBI's taxonomy places the organism in Eukaryota, Metazoa, Arthropoda, Insecta, Coleoptera, Chrysomelidae.
AACAAAGUCUGUUAUUUAAACACUUCUCAAAAAUCUUCCCAAAUACAUUGAUAACUGUAAUAGGUCUAUAAUUGAACAUAUUAUCUUUACUUCCAGAUUUAAAUAUUGGUGUCACUAUGCUUUCUUUAAAUUGGCGAGGAAUUACUGAGGAUUUGAAACAGAGGUUGAUAAUAUUACAAACUAUUUGUUGUAACACUAUGUUAUCCACUGGAGUUAGAAACAUAGAGUGAGCAAUGUUGACGACAUGAGGAUCUGAUGUAUCAAGAAUUGAGUAUUGAUCAAUUUGACUUGUUAUUUGCUCACCUAUAUCAACAAAAUAUUUAUUAAAAACACAGGCUAUAUCAGUGGGAGCGUCCAGCUGCCGAUUAUUGUGAUUAAUUGAUUUUACGUCAUUUUUUUUAUUUUGCCAGCAU